UAUUCCAGAUCCCAAGUUGAAGUCAUCCAUCCUUGAGGGUUUAGUGCAGGAAAUUGUGCAGUAUAAAGUCUAUGUCAGUGAUAAGGAGAUGGAACAGGUAGCCCAGAGUCUUAUCAAGACGCAUCCAUGUUUAACUGAGAAAGGGUCCUGCACUGGAUGUGGCGGAUGGAAGACCAGUUUAAAAUAUAAACUAUCUAACUACCGCACACUCCUGAGAAAACUGGGCUGCCCAGAGGUGACAGUGAACUCUUUAAAAAACGAACCUGCAGGACAGUGCAGUGCAGCCUUUGGUGUCAAAAAGGCAAAGAGAGCUGAGGUGAAUUUUUGCCCGACAUACCCAUCAGCAGAAACUGAGGAGAGUCUGGAGGCCAUGCAGAAAGCUCUACUCUUAGAUGUAAAGAAGAGGAACAACAGAGAGGUUGUGAAACUCAAGAUGGAAAAGACUUUCGCACACAGAAGACAUGAAGUCGUUCGUGAUGUACCAAUGGUGGAGGAUUUCAUGGCUAGGUGGCCUGCUCUGUUUGAAGUCAGUGAGAUCAACGCUGAAUUCAAGAGAAUCACCACCAUCCCACUUCAAUCCAAGUUCCUGUCUCAGCUGGACCUCUACUCUGAUAACCUGACGAGGCUGUUCCAAAAGAGAGGAGGACAGCUAGGGGCAAGGCUCAAAACAAUCAUUGCGCAAAUGGCUGAUUGUGAUGAUGUAGAUGCUGGACGAGAGCGUAUCAUUAAGGGAGUCUGUAUCUACAUGGGUGAAGAUCCAGAGAACCUUGUUCGGCAAUAUGUGGGCAUGGAUGAAAACGCCGUCAAGGAGGCCAUUGAAGACACCACUGUCGGGAUUUAUGUUCUUAAAGAACAUGCUUCAAGUGAUGAACCUGAGGACAUUGGAAUUGUCCUUGAAGGCAUCAAGGUGUUGCAAGAUCUGGAUAAUGUAGCAUUAGCUGUUGCUAUGCUGUUCGGACUCAUGUUUGCCCUGAACCUCAGCUACCCUGCUGACCUCCGCUUCACCUUUGAGGUAGUCCAAAAGAUUUUUAUGGAACUGGAUGGAGGUAAACUUUCUAACAAAGCACUCACUCUAAAAAACAGGCUCUUUCAGUGAAAGGGUCAGAGACACUGCACUGCC
Molecule: messenger RNA, 1120 nt
Organism: Sebastes umbrosus (honeycomb rockfish)
Lineage: Eukaryota; Metazoa; Chordata; Actinopteri; Perciformes; Sebastidae
Exons: 4
Coding region: 89-1096 (335 amino acids)
Source: RefSeq, a predicted model, not a curated record